Amorphotheca resinae ATCC 22711 is the source of this 3358-nucleotide messenger RNA. RefSeq lists its product as hypothetical. The record is from RefSeq and is a predicted model, not a curated record. NCBI's taxonomy places the organism in Eukaryota, Fungi, Ascomycota, Leotiomycetes, Helotiales, Amorphothecaceae. The coding region runs from base 401 to 3358 and encodes 985 amino acids. The transcript has a single exon.
GCGACACUCCGCCUGACGCUGACGCAGAACACCAACCACUGACUGUCUGCCCAACCUCCUCCUCCGCUUCCUUUCUUCUUCCUCUUCUUCUUCUUCUUCUUCUUCACCAUCAUCCUCAUCAUCAUCACCUUGUCCUUUUCCCGCCGACGAGGAGCUUUGCUUCCUUUGUCUUUCUUCUGUACUCUUGCUUCCAUUCAUCCCAUUCUAAGGUACUCUGUGCUUGCCUACGUCAGAUCGUAUAUACCAUACCUUCUUUGGUUCAAAUCUGCAAAUAGACUGCCCCGUUCCGAUUUCGUUUCAGACUGGUAUACCGGAGCCGCAAUACCUAGCAGCGCGGGACUGGUUUAAAUAGAGCAUUACCCGAGAGCCAGCUCUCGUUCCAACAACCACCACAAACACCAUGAUGCGUCGCCCAGCACACGACCUCAGCGACCCCGAUCGCAAUCUGGCCGAGUCCCUCGGCACCGCCGCCGACAUCCCCGAAGAUAUCGACGUCGACCUGACCAGCGAAGAGCGCAACGGCACGCGCAUACACAUGCCACCGCCCCGCAUCGCCGCGCGCUUCUACCACCCCGCGAACAACCGCCGCAAGUCCUCCGCCGCCUCCUCGCGCCGCAACUCCAUGUCUUCAGUCCACUCCCACCAGUCGCACGCCUCAAGCCGCCAUGGCGGCCCACAGAGUAGUCACGUCGCACAGCAUCUGCGCAGAGCUUCCAUUAUCGAGGAUCGGAAGGCUAGGCUCGCAGACCGGGCUGCGCAUGCGGAAAAGGUGCGUCUGAGGGCCGCGUUGGCCAAGGCGGCUCCAAGGAGUACCUGCAAUAGCGAAGAGAGAGCGUUAGCUGCCCAGCAGGCGAGAGAGAAGAACCUGGCCGAGAUCGUGGCCAGCUGCGCGGAGGAAGUGAAGCGUGCGAAAGGCAUCGCGGAGAGCAUGAAAGAAAAGCGGGAAGCGGAAGGGAAGAAAUUAAGGAGGGAGAUGGAACUCCGUCUUGCUGAGGCAGAGAGGAGGAGGGAGGAGAUGUUGAACCGGGGCAGCAUGAAGAGAGGCCGCUCAGUGAGCCAGCAGCGGAAAAGCACCUCUCCUAUACCCGGAGUCCGUGAGGCUAUCACUGAGCCUAUGGCCGCUGCUAUGAUACAGAACCGCUGGAGGAUUCAUCGACGCUGGAAAGCACUGAAGGACUUCGCAGAGCUGGGUCUCACGAUCGACGGCGUCCGGGAAACCUCGUUUGAAGAUGUGGUUGAGCUGUUGGCACAAGAGAAGGUGCUGGUUGCAACUGCACAUAUUCUGAGGAUCUGCGGUCUGAAGGAGGGGGAGAGUGGAUCCGUCAACGAGAUGACCGCAGUUCGCACGUUUCUCAGUGCCUUCCUCAUUCUUGGACACCCCACUCAAGUUCUCAGUAGCAAGGGCGAGAGUGGGGAGCAGGAGCAGGUGGGUGUGUUACCAAUGUUGCGAGAUGAUUUGGCUAAUCCCCAGCUGCAGGGACUCGUAGCCAAGGCCCGAGACCUACUGAUCUCAUUUGAGAAUGUCUUGUCGCGAUUGAACGCCGCUAACAACUAUACGCCGCCUCCUGCACAACUGUCUACGUUGUCGGAGGUGUAUGCUGCCUUCUUCAAUGCCUUCAUUGCAUGGAAGGCUCGGGAUUCCAGCACCCUUAUUGAUAUGAUGGUUCUGCAAUUUGUAGAGCUAGAUGCCAUAUGGCAGACUGUCAAGGACAGCACCGAGGAGGUCGUCUCGGAGUCUUACCGAGAAGGCAUCCGCGAGAAUCAACUCAAGCUGAUGGUUAGGAUCAAGAAACUUGCCGGCGCUGCACAAGGCAAACGUUUGAUUACAAAUGCCAUCAGGGAAGCCCGAAGAGCCAGGGCAGCGAAGAAGCCUGCUGGUGAUUCAAGGCCCAGGGCUGCGGAAGCUGCUGCACCGGUGAUUCCAGAUCUGGCCGCAUCCGAACAAUCAGUCACCAACCAUCUGCAGACUCUCACGCCACCAUCCACGCCGCUCAGACACCAGAGCACAUACGCUGAUGAGCUGCGGAGUGCGGGCUCGGUCCUUCCAGAUAACCGAACCGUGGUCCACGAGCUGGCCAUCAAUCGCGAGUACCGGAUCGAGAUUGAAGAUUGUCUGGAGCAACGGGGAGCCAUCAAUCAGCUCAUUUUUGAUUCGAUGCGUCAGGAGGUAGCCGCUGGGAACAGUGAUCCCUGGGUUCUCGCGAUGGCCGACAACAUUCGAGGGAAGCUACAACGACUCCUCAAAGAGGGCAACUCCAUGCACACCCUCAUCGGGGAAGUCCUCGACACGGAGGUCGUUGCCCGGGAACUCCAGAGCGGGACUUUCUCCUACGAGAAAUUCUUCUCGUUCAUGGCGUCCAUCCUCCCGCGUCUCUGUUCUCCUUUCCGUGAUGCGGAAGUGAAGGAGCUGACGGAGAACUUCCAGAAUGGGGACGUCGUCACUCACCUCCAGGCCCUAUUACGCUUUAUCGACCUCAUGCAGUUGGACUAUGCGAAUUUUAUGCUCCAUCAGUCAGCACCGGAGCUCAUCAAGCAUGCUACGUUGUAUGAGAACAAGCGCUUCGCUGAGAUCAUGGAGGAGACAUCGAAUUCCCUGGCCGCUACGGAAGAUGCGUGGCGGACAGCUAGGAACAAGGUCAUGACCGAAGCUGCUCGACGCGAUCCAGAGAAUGUCAAUCUUGCGAGAGCUCGGCCAACGCCAGAUAAGAUCUACGCGCAGAUGCUGGUUGAUAUCUUUACCUCUGUUGAUUCUUCAGUCGCCAUCCCCGAGACGUUGCAACUGGACAGCAAACGAAUCACGCGGAUCCGCACCGAGAUCCUCCGGAUCGUGACCACGGGUGCGAUCCUACUGCAGGGCAAGAACCUCCUGAAGAGAGACGUCCGCUCCCAGUGGAAGACGGAAGCGGCGCGCAUCUACUCAGUGCUCGAGAACUCCAAGGCGGCCGACCAAGCAGCGCAGGGCAUCCAAGCCGCUCUCGAGAGCUCGCGCAGCAUGCCCGUCGCCACCAAGAACCACAUCAAGGAUCUCGUUACUCGCAUCAUCUCGGCGUCCGUCGCCGUCACCAGCUCCGACGGCACGACGAAUCUCCGCGACCCCGUCAUGCGCCUCCUGCUAGUCCGUCUAAGGGGCCACUUCCUCUCGCGCCUCGCCGCCAACACCGAGAAGGAGAAGGUGCGCAGCGCGAGCACCGCCUCGGAGAGCCUCGCCACGCUCGGCCUCCCCGAGUUCGUCCAGCGCGUCGGCGCCAUGGUCGACGAGAUCAGCCGGGUCGGUGCUCUCGACCGCGAGAGCCACGGCUCCUGGUACGAAGGCAUCGCCACCAAGAUCGAAGCAGAAGCAGAAGCCUCAGCCUCCUGA